UAUGGUAAAAAUCUAACGGCCUUUAUGAAUUUUGAUAAUACAAAUAAUUUUAAGAUUUCAAAACAUUUCAUGUUAUGAAAGUAAUUAUUAUUUUAAUGUUUUUAUCGUAAGUUUUCUUGAGCUUCUGUCAAAUUAUUUUUUAUUUAUAUAGUUGUAUCCAUUCUACAUUUUCAAGAAAAUUUAGGUUGUAAAAUAAUACAUUUUAAAAAUGAAAUCGUCUCGUUCUUCGUCCUCCAGAAAUACUAGGAGAAAUGCUAGAAGAUUUAUGUCUGAAUCGUCUGAGGAUAGUGAAAAUGAUUACUCUUCAAAUAGUAUUCAGAUGGAUAGUGCUCGAGCAGAAAAAUUAUUUUCUCAUCGAAGACUUCCAAACUCUAUGUCUAAUAAUAAAAAAAAUCAACCUAAUCACAUUGAAGCUAAUAGAACUUUAUUUAGAGUUUCUGAUUCUGACACUUCUGAUUCGAUAUCACAGAGCAACAGUGCAAUAGACAAAAAAUUAUGUAAAAAUCAACAAAAAACUAAAAAACAUUUUGAUGAAACUAAGAAUAGUAAUUAUGAUAUUUUAAAUGGCUUUAGUGUAUCAAAAAAUAACUCUGCUUUAGUAGACUCUGACUUGAGCGUUAAAGAUUAUUCACAAGAAAAAUAUGUAGAUAGAUUAAUUCAAUCUGCUUCGGAAAAUAGCACAGAUAAUGAUUCCAUUCUUAAACUGCCUAAAAUGCUUAGAAAUCAACGGAGAAUAAUAGAUUCAAGUGAAGAGAGUGAUGUGGCUACAGAUAUUAAAAAAAAUCAAACAAAUCACAUUGAAGAUCAUAGAUCUUUAUUUAGUGUUUCUGGUUCUGACACUUCUUAUUUAUCAUCACAAAGUUAUAGUUUAAAAAACAAAAAAAUAUCUAAGAAUAAAAAAAAAGCUGUAAAAGAGUUUGAUGAAACUUCUGAUAGUAAAAUAACUAAUGGUGUGAAUACUUCAGAUAAAUCGAUUAAUGAAUUUAUGCAUAAACCAAGUAAUCAUGAUUUUGUCAAGUAUAGAAAUAUAUCAUUACGAAGUGAUGAUGAAGAAUCAAAAAGUAGCAAUUAUAAUAUUUUUAAUGACUCUUGUGAAUCAAAACAAAAUUCAGCUUCAGUAGACUCUGAUUUAAGUGUUGGAAAUGAUUUACAAGAAAAAUAUGUAGAUCAAUCAAUUCACUCAGCUUCAGAAAAUAGCACAGAUAAUGAUUCCAUUCUUAAAUUGCCUAAAAUGCUUAAAAACCGACCACAUCAAGUUCUAGAAUCAAGUGAUGAAAGUGAUGUAGUAACUGGGCAAAAUACUGUUAUAAAUGAGACUAAAAUAAUUCAGGAAUCAGAAUCUGAUGAGGAUAUAAUAAAUUCAUCAAAGGAACUUUAUCCAACACCCAUGAAAGCAAAUCAUGAAAAAUCUCAACUUGAUAUAAAAUUAAAAGAACUAUCUUUGAUUGAAUCUAGUGAUGAUGAUAGUGAUGCAUCUAAUCAUUAUAAAUCAAAUAUUGCAUCUUCAAAUCAAAAUCUGUCAUUUUCUGAUGAGAUAAAAAUGUCAAAUACCUCACAUUUUUUACAUGAGCCUUUAUCUCAUAGUAGUAUUUUAGUAAAUCCAUCAAAUGUCCAAAAGUACAAACAAAGUAUGGAACUGAUUACUUUAGAUACUGAAAGUCCAAUUGUUCAAAAUCCAAAAGAAUUCUCUCUAAAACAAAAGAACCCCAUAAUUAUUGAUUUAACUAAAAAUAAUUCAGAUUCAGAUUCUUCCAUAAUAUUGUUAGAUGAUAAUUCAUCUAAAAAUCCAAAAAAACUAACUAAUAAUGAAGCUAACUCUUUAAGAAUGGAGAAAAAUAGAUUAGAAGAUAUUAUAAGACAAUUUAUGAAAAAUAUUGAUAAUAUGAAGAAUACUAUGAAAGUCACAAAUUUACAUUUAUUACCUGAUGGAGGUCUUAGAUUAAAACAAGCUAUUAAAAAAGAAGAGACUGCAUUAAAAGAUACUAAAAUACAAUUAAAUAAUGUACUUACAAAAUUAAAAGAAUUCUCAGAUGAAUUUUCAAACCAUUUAAAUGAGCCAAAAUUACCACCAUUACUUGGUUUAAAUCCUCUGAAAUCAUUUAAUUGUAAUGAUGCACUUAUAAAAAAAGCUGCUGCUAAUAUUGAUAUUAAGGCAAUGGGCGACAAAGCUUUAAGUGUUUAUCGUACACAACAAACAAUGACAUUAGAUGUAUUACAAAGUUUACAUAAUUCAUUAAAAACAUGUCCAACUACUGAUAUGUUGGCUGAUGAUCCACUUGGACUGAAAGUAGAACUUAUGGAUCACCAAAAAUAUGCUCUAAGUUGGUUAAUGUGGAGAGAAAGUCAAAAACCACAUGGUGGUAUUUUAGCUGAUGAUAUGGGCUUAGGAAAAACAUUAACAAUGAUAUCAUUAAUUUUAAAAGCUGAAGCAGAAAAGAAACAAGAACAUUUUGAAACAGACGACUCUGACCGUGGUGUUAUUAAAGGAGGAACUCUUAUUAUAUGUCCAUCAUCAUUGAUAAAUCAGUGGAUAAAUGAAAUAAAAUCAAAGUUAAGUCCGAGAUUAUUAGAUUUUGUUCAACAUUAUGGACCAAAUAGAGAGUCUUCUCCAAGAAGAUUAUCUAGAAAAGAUGUUGUUAUAACAACUUAUCAUGUAGUUAUGUGGGAUCAUAAAAGUCAUCAGCAUACUAGUCCACUAUUUCAAAUAAAAUGGAAACGCAUAAUUCUUGAUGAAGCUCAUACUAUUCGAAAUCCAAAGAGUCAGACCUCAAUUGCAAUAUGCGCAUUGUCUAGUGUUAAUUACUGGGCAUUAUCUGGAACUCCAAUUCAUAAUAAAGAAGCAGAUUUCUAUGCUUUAUUAAAAUUUAUCAAAUGCCAUCCUUUUGAUGAUUGGGCAGUUUGGAAAAGGUGGGUAGGAAAUAAUGAUGAUGCUGGGAAAAAUCGACUUUCUUUAUUGGUAAAGACUUUAAUGUUACGACGAACAAAAGUUGAACUUAGUGAAGCUACAACAUUUAAAUUGCCCUCAAAAACAGUCCAUACUGUUAAAGUUGAAUUAUUUAAAGAAGAAAAAGAAGCCUAUGAAAAAGUUUUACUUUUUUCUAGUAAACUCUUCGCCACCUACUUGUAUGAAAAAGCUGAGAAACAAAAUGCUAUUGGAAAUGCGUAUCCAGUUUAUAACAAAACUAAAUAUUUACAUCAAAAAAAUAUAGAUGACAAUAUAUUUAAAGACUUACCAGAAUUAGAUAAAUUAUUUAGUCAACUGAAGAAUAAUAAUAACAUUCAAGCACAUCAUAUCUUGGUUUUAAUAUUGCGACUUAGGCAACUUUGUUGUCAUCCAUUUCUUAUGAAAAAUAUGUUAGAAAGUGAAAAUCUUAAGGUUGAUGGAAUUCAAGAUACUGGAGACUUAGAAUUAAUAGACAAUAUGAGUCGAAUGUCUAUAGGUAUACCAAGUGUUGAAACUAAGCCACUUUCUAAUAGUAAUCCGAUAUUUGACGACUCAUGGAUCAGUUCUAAGAUAAAAGCUGUUUGUGAUAUGGUCAAGGAAAAAGUACUCCACACAAAUGAUAAAGCAAUCAUUGUAUCUCAAUGGCCAAGUAUGUUACAUCUCAUAGACAAUCAGUUAUCUCAAUACCAAGUUAAAACUGAAUUGUUUAGUGGAGCUGUUCCUGUUCUUCAAAGAAAUAAAAUAGUUGAUGAAUUUAACAAUCUCAAACAUGGUCCAAGAAUUUUAUUACUGUCAUUAACCGCUGGCGGUGUUGGUCUUAAUUUAGUAGCAGCCAAUCAUAUGUUUCUAGUAGAUAUUCACUGGAAUCCUCAACUGGAAGCUCAGGCCUGCGAUCGCAUUUAUAGAGUUGGACAAACAAAACCUGUUAAUGUGUAUAAAUUUAUUUGUUCUAAUACUAUUGAAAGUUCAAUUCAAUCUAUUCAAUCCCACAAACUUCAAAUUGCCAACAACUUAUUUGGUGGUUGCAGUAAUGUUGAAGGAUCCAAGAUUACAUUGGAUGAUCUCAAACAUAUAUUUAAUAUUAAUCCAAAGUUCAAACAAUAAAUUAGGUCAGAGGGAUGAUGUUCAAUGAAAUUUUGCAUAAAUAAAUUGCAUUUUAAUUAGUUGUACGCAUGUUAAUGAUUUUUUUAACAAUAAAAUAUUUUUUCCGUAAAA
Molecule: messenger RNA, 4159 nt
Organism: Sipha flava (yellow sugarcane aphid)
Lineage: Eukaryota; Metazoa; Arthropoda; Insecta; Hemiptera; Aphididae
Product: transcription termination factor 2-like
Exons: 19
Coding region: 209-4048 (1279 amino acids)
Molecular function (GO): ATP binding; ATP-dependent chromatin remodeler activity
Source: RefSeq, a predicted model, not a curated record